Corythoichthys intestinalis (scribbled pipefish) is the source of this 2176-nucleotide messenger RNA. RefSeq names its product cytosolic 5'-nucleotidase 1A-like. NCBI's taxonomy places the organism in Eukaryota, Metazoa, Chordata, Actinopteri, Syngnathiformes, Syngnathidae. The coding region runs from base 110 to 1192 and encodes 360 amino acids. The record is from RefSeq and is a predicted model, not a curated record. Gene Ontology annotation, cellular component: cytoplasm; cytosol. Gene Ontology annotation, molecular function: magnesium ion binding; nucleotide binding; 5'-nucleotidase activity. The transcript has 6 exons. Gene Ontology annotation, biological process: nucleotide metabolic process; adenosine metabolic process.
CUUUCGUGACACUUCCGCAAACUUUUGUUUUUUUUUCCACUCCCUGUCCUUAGUUUUGGUCGGACUUUUCAUCAAAGCUCUCAAUCACAAAAAAAUAUCCUUUUAUAAAAUGAGUGAUAUAAAGCUAAACGACGCAAAUCAAGUGGGGGACAACGCGGAGGAAACAGACUGGGCGGCGGCCAAAGCGUUUUUCGAACAACUUAAAACAAACAAACCCAGACCGCCCAAACCCAGGUUUGCUGUCACCAUCGCAGUGUCCUCCAGGACCCUCUUCAACAUGGUGGCAGAGAGGCAGAUCUAUGAGCAGGAAGGAGUGGAAAGCUACGUUGCCUAUCAAAUGGAGCACGAGAAUGAACCUUUCAAGCCGGGACCUGCUUUUCCGUUCGUCAAGGCACUGAUGACGGUCAACGCUCGACUGAGGGAGCUUUACCCAGACAGCGAGGAGUUGUUCGAUAUUGUUCUCAUGACUAACAAUCAUGCCCAAGUGGGAGUGCGCCUCAUCAACAGCAUCAAUCACUACGAUUUGACCAUCGAAAGAUUCUGUAUGACUGGAGGGAAAAGUCCAAUAGGCUACUUGAAAGCCUACAUGACCAAUUUGUAUCUCUCUAAGGAUGCUGAGAAGGUCACAGAGGCCAUUGACGAAGGCAUUGCCGCGGCCACAAUGUUCAUGCCUGAGAAGGAGAACGAGCUUUGCGACAAUCAACUUAGGGUGGCUUUCGAUGGCGACGCCGUCCUCUUCUCGGAUGAGUCCGAGAUCAUCGUUAAGCAAAGUGGCUUGGACAGCUUUUUUGAACAUGAGAAGAAGUUUGAGAACAAACCGCUUGCUCAGGGCCCUCUGAAAUGCUUCCUGGAGGCUUUGGGGAAACUCCAGAGAAAAUUCUACGUCAAGAACGAGCGUUUGAAUUGUCCAAUCAGAACCUACCUGGUCACCGCACGUAGCGCCGCCAGCUCAGGGGCUCGAGUGCUGAAGACCCUCCGGAGCUGGGGCCUGGAGGUGGACGAGGCUCUCUUCCUGGCCGGAGCCCCCAAAGGGCCACUGCUAGAGAAGAUAAAACCACACAUCUACUUUGACGACCAGAUGUUUCACAUCGAGGGGGCCAAAGAACUGGGCACCAUUUCCGCCCAUGUCCCCUACGGAAUUGGACAGAAGUACCACAAGGGCAAACUCAUCGAGGAGCCCAAAAAGGAGUAAACUGCAAAAGGGGAAAAAGGUUGAAAUAUUGAAUUUGUACUACACUAUUAUGCUUGUGAUCAUUUUGCUGGAGACUUUUGCUAGGUAUUAUGUAUUUUUUAAAAUAACUUUUGAAAAUGCAUCACUGUAUAUUUUUAGAACAAGAGCUUCACUAGCCACUACAGUUUCACAAAAUCUUGUAGCAUGUCGUACUGAAAGUCCUUUUAUUUUGUAGAUUUUUGCUACUCCAUUCAUCCUGAAUGAUGACAUAUAAUAUUAAAUAAAGCAUAGGUAUUAAAAGGUAAACACACAUGCUAACUGUUUGGUAAUAAUGUUGCUCAUUUGUUUGUUGUUUAAAUAUAUUUUUGAAGUAUUUGUUAUUUAGCUUGUCUGCUCACUCUAAGAGGCCCUGGUUUUAAAUGUUGGAAGAUCUUUUUGUGUUUGCGUGUUGCCGCUGUACUUCUGCAAGUUUCCUUGUGGUACUCUAGCUUCUGACCACAUCCCCCUAAAUAUGUUAUUUGAUUGAUGAACCUGAAAUGACCUGUAAUGGGCUAGUGACCAAUCCAGGGUGAAAUAGUCUCAAGAUCAUCUGCAACUCUGCGAGGUUAAGAGGCAGAGAAAACAGAUGGAUAGUUGAUCUUUUACAAUUUACAACACUGAACCUGUUUGUCUUCAUUACUUGUUUUGCUUUACAUGCACACUCCUAACUUUUGCAGUCAGACUGUGCGUUUAUACUGUUGCCCAUUUCUAUUUUAUGUUAAUGUGUGUGUGACAGUAAGGCAAGAAUGUGUUUUACAUAACACGAAUAUCAAGAUGAAUUUGCUACUCUACAUUGAACAGAUUUUACUUGUCAGCACUUACACAAGUAGACUUUUAGGGUUGUUUUUACCUCAUUACGGUUACAUAAAAGUAACUAGUAAUUUUAUUUAGUCAUUAAAAGAAAAAUACAUUUUGUUUUGCAUCUUUGAAAUAAACAGUCAAUUUUAUUAUUUCACUUUGUGUUUU